Closterium sp. NIES-67 is the source of this 625-nucleotide messenger RNA. Lineage: Eukaryota; Viridiplantae; Streptophyta; Zygnematophyceae; Desmidiales; Closteriaceae. The record is from the annotation of a GenBank genome assembly.
AGGUUGUGAGGGAGGGUGAGUUUGCGAAACGAAGGUGCCUGCUGGAAUGUGGAGGGCACGUGCCGCUAUAUACACAUCCUGGGAAGCGUGCAACCUCAUCCAACCCCAUCCUACGUUAUCCAACAACCUCAUCCAUCGCGCGUCGAAGUAACUUGCGCCACUCAACUUCCGCGCAGUGCACAACUUCCUACGAAGUGCGGCGCUUCAUAGGGUGAGUCCGACGCGGGAAAGAGGUGCAACUUCUUAGGAAAGCGGCUUCCUACUAGGUAUCAUAGUCGCUUUUCCUGGCCGACAAUGAUUCCAUGUUGGCCUGUGGCUAAGUGGGCGGCGUGUCACACGUCAUUUUUACUGAUCAUGACUCAUCUCGGAACGGAACGUGUCACACACGCACUUCGACAGUGCACCACCACCAGCCUUAGACAGCUGUUUCGAAUGGCACUGGAUGGACUCCGUCGGACGGCGGAUCUUCGAUCCGUCUACUCUACUACUGCAGUCAUGGCGCGCCGAGCCUGACCGAAACAUCCACUUUUUGCACGUGGCGCUGCGGUUGGAUGCGUCCAUGCGAGAUUAUCUAGGCCUGACGUAGCAGUAUCGCGCCACAGCUCGAAUCUGGAUGUCAUUACCC